Messenger RNA from Trichoderma atroviride IMI 206040, 918 nucleotides. RefSeq lists its product as uncharacterized. NCBI's taxonomy places the organism in Eukaryota, Fungi, Ascomycota, Sordariomycetes, Hypocreales, Hypocreaceae. Gene Ontology annotation, cellular component: plasma membrane; fungal-type vacuole. The record is from RefSeq and is a predicted model, not a curated record.
AUGUCGACGACAAUUCCAGGGCCACCUGGGAGCCCGGGCGGUUUGAUUACAUUUGGCCCCAACGCCAAUUGCACGCUUGCUCUCUGUCCUAUCGAAUACAGCGUCUACAAGUAUCGCCCUUCAGUUCCAGCCAACGCAACAUUUGUUGCCCUAUUUGGCAUUUCAAUCUUCGUCCAUGUUAUUCUUGGCAUCCGCUGGCGCCAGUGGAACUUUAUGGCCCUCAUGACACUUGGCGGCUUGGUCGAGAUUGGAGGCUAUGCCGGUCGUCUUAUUCUCUACAACAAUCCUUUCUCCUUCGGCGGCUUCAUGGAUCAGAUUGUCCUCAUCACCACCGCCCCUGUAUUUUAUACUGCUGGAAUAUACAUCACCCUAUCCAAGACCAUCAACUACUUGGCUCCCGAAAUUUCACGUAUCAAGCCCGAGCUCUUUUACUGGAUUUUCCUCCCUCUUGACAUCAUCUGUCUCAUCCUACAGGCUGCUGGUGGGGCUAUAUCCGUUGUUACUUCUGGGAAUAGCUCAACUGGCGUCGAUAUUGCUAUGACGGGCCUGGGGCUUCAAGUUGGAGGCUUGUUCUUUUUCAGUGUCCUCUUUAUCGAUUAUUUGGCUCGUUAUGUCCGAAAGAAGCCUGAGUCUCCCUUGGGUACAAGGAUGCGCAUAUUCUUCGGCUUCUUGGGUGCCGCAAUCCUCUUGAUUUGGGUUCGAUGCGUAUACCGUUGCUAUGAACUAAGCAAAGGAUACGUACAUUCGGAUUUAAUCACAGACCAAGGGCUGUUUAUUGGGCUUGAAGGAGUACUCGUUAUCACGGCCAGCUAUUGCCUCUUCCUUGGACAUCCCGGUUUUAUCUUCAGCCGAAACGAAGUAAAGGAUCACUCUCUUCCUAUGUAUGAGGAGCCUGAUAGCUCAGACUCCAAAGCAUAG